AUGUCUGAUGCUAAGGAAAUUCAACCUCUCGUCUUUGACAAUGGAACUGGAAUUAUCAAGGCUGGUUUUGGUGGAGAAGAUGCUCCACGGGCUGUAUUUCCAAGCAUAGUAGGCAGACCUCGAGAUACAGGUGUCAUGGUUGGUAUGGGUCAAAAAGACGCAUAUGUUGGUGAUGAAGCUCAUUCAAAAAGAGGUCUCCUAACCCUUAAACAUCCAAUGGAGCACGGAGCUGUCAUCGAUUGGGAUGAUAUGGAAAAGCUUUGGCAUCACACAUUCUACAACAAACUUCGUGUUUCUCCUGAAGAACACAAAGUUCUACUUACAGAAGCACCGCUCAACCCAAACACCAACAGGGAGAAGAUGACACAAAUUAUGUUCGAGACUUUCCAUGUACCCGCAAUGUCUGUUGCAAUUCAGUCAACUAUUUACAUGACAUGUAUUUUUUUUGACAAAGGUAUUGCCUUGGAUUCGGGCGAUGGCGUGAGCCACGCAUUACCCAUUUACGAAGGCUAUCUUCUCCAAGAUGCAAUCUUCAGGAUGAACCUGGCCGGUGAUGAUUUAACAGGUUCAAUGAUGAACAUGCUUUCGGAAAGAUUAGUGUACCCAUUCGCCACAAAUAAUAAUAAUGCAGAACGAGACAUAGCGCGCGACAUGAAAGAAAAGCUUGCAUACGUGGCCCUGGAUUACGAGCAAGAGAUGGAGAAGACAGCCGAUGUCAGCAGCAGCUCUUACGAGCUUCCCGACGGGCAGGUGAUCAAAAUAGGAACAGAGAGGUUUGAAUGCCCGGAAAUUCUCUUCCGUCCGUCCUUGAUUGGGAUAGAAUCACCUGGAAUUCAUGAAGCAAUUUACAAUUCAAUUAUGAAGUGUGAUUCGGACAUUAGAAAGGAUUUGUAUGAAAAUAUCGUUCUUUGUGGCGGCUCGACCAUGUUUCCUGGAUUUGUGGAAAGGCUGAGUAAGGAAUUAACUCUUCUUGUUCCCGGUUGUAUAAAGAUUAAAGUGGUCGCUUCACCGGAGAGAAAAUAUAGCGUUUGGCUUGGUGGAUCAAUCUUGGCCUCUCUCAGUUCAUUUCAACAGAUGUGGAUUACUAAGCAGCAGUACGAUGAAUUCGGUUCUUCUAUUGUUCAUAGAAGAUGCUUUUAAGCUCAUUCAAGAUUUCAAGUUAUGAUGGCAUCUCCUCUGUCUGUUUGUUUGUAUUCUGUACUUGCAUUCUUGUGUUAUUUUUAUACUUCAAGCUUGCUUAUUAUAAAUAAUGAGAAUUUGA
This is a messenger RNA of Impatiens glandulifera, 1261 nucleotides long. Its product is annotated as actin-7-like. The record is from RefSeq and is a predicted model, not a curated record. NCBI's taxonomy places the organism in Eukaryota, Viridiplantae, Streptophyta, Magnoliopsida, Ericales, Balsaminaceae. The transcript has 4 exons. Bases 1 to 1140 code for a protein of 379 amino acids.